AUGGCGGGGGUUGCAGCAAAGCGGGCGGGCAAAAAGUCCCUUGACUUUUGCCUGCAGCAGGUGGGCUUGUGGAGGGUCCAGUCAGAAGCGCGCCGUCAGUCGCCGCCGCGCCAAGCGCCCAACAGCCAGCAGACCCUCCGCGUCAGGAAGGGCUCCCUGAUUCACCUUUGGGUUGCUCGGCUUUUGUUACUGCUCGAUUCUGACAGCCGCUGCAUACACACUUUCGAAGCCCCUUCCGAAUCCCAUCUUCACGUUCUGGGUUACGGGACAAGUCGAGAAUCUCACCCUCCCUCCUCAUCCGUCACCCCUCCUGAGACCCCCGCCAGCCGCCGCCGCCGCCGCCUCUCCGCCGAAACGAACCAGAACAACCGCGCGUCCGCCCUCUCCACGAUACGAAGCCACAUCGCGAACGACGGUCCUGCUCCCCUUCAGGCGUCCACCGUCUCGACCUCCCUGGCCUCCCUCCCCAAGCUCCUGCGGCCCCCCACCAAGAAACCAAAUCUCCCCCAUUCCAAGGCCCACGGCGCUAAAAGAAAACAACACUCGGCACUCGGCGAUACAACCACCAUGUCCGACGAUCACGGUGCUUCUCCGCGCGAGCUCCUGAUGGAGGCCUGCCGGCGCAACAACACGUCGCUGCUGGAGGAGGUGCUGGCGGAGCUAUCCGCGGCCGGCGGCGAGAAGGCGGCAGAGCACGUAGCCAAGACGCUGAACGACGCGCGCGACGGCGUCGGCAACGGCGUGCUGCACUUGGCCGCGACCAACGGAGCCUACGACGUCCUAGACAUCCUGCUCGACCAGGAAGGCCUCGAGAUCGACGAGCCGGACCGGAUGGAGAAGGACACGCCGCUGCACAAGGCGGUGCGCUUCGUCAACGCGCUGGCCAAGGACGAGUGGGAGAAUGGCGCGCACGUCGUCGACAUACUCGUCGACGCCGGCUGCGACCCGCGGAUACGCAACAAGGCCAAGCUGCGCCCCUUUGACCUCGUCGACCCCCGCAACCAGGAGCUGCGCAAGAUGCUGCAGCGCGCCGAGUUCGCCAUGACGGCCGGCGGCGACGUCGUCGAGGAGGAUGACGACGAUGGCCCCACUGGCAGCGGGAGCGACAGCGAUUGA
This is a messenger RNA of Diplodia corticola, 1116 nucleotides long. RefSeq names its product ankyrin repeat protein. NCBI's taxonomy places the organism in Eukaryota, Fungi, Ascomycota, Dothideomycetes, Botryosphaeriales, Botryosphaeriaceae. Gene Ontology annotation, molecular function: protein binding. The record is from RefSeq and is a predicted model, not a curated record. The transcript has 2 exons. Bases 1 to 1116 code for a protein of 371 amino acids.